Messenger RNA from Penicillium bovifimosum, 915 nucleotides. RefSeq names its product PQ-loop repeat-containing protein. Lineage: Eukaryota; Fungi; Ascomycota; Eurotiomycetes; Eurotiales; Aspergillaceae. The record is from RefSeq and is a predicted model, not a curated record. The transcript is spliced from 3 exons. The coding region runs from base 1 to 915 and encodes 304 amino acids.
AUGGACCCAUUAACACCGUAUUGCCGCGAGCUGGCCUCGCCAGGCAUAAUUCAAACUGUGCUCUCCAUCCUGAUCGUGUUCGGCAUCCUCUUCUCAUACCUCCCCCAACACAUCCGCAUCAUCUCUCGACGAAGCUCCUUCGGUAUCUCUCCAUACUUUAUCCUACUAGGUGUAACAUCAGGCACAUCAGCCUUCACCAAUAUUCUGGUCUUCCCAUCCACCGCGCAAGAUGUCGCCUGCUGCAAGGAGAUCAGCGGGUUCGCAUGCUUCGCAGGCCUGCUGGGUAUAUUGCAAAUGGGCAUGCAGUGGCUAUGUUUCUUCUCUAUUCUUUUGCUCUUCGUGAUCUACUUCCCCCGCGCUACUUCCCCCACAGACCCAGUAAGCACGGCGUCUUCCUCCGACGGACCGACAUAUCGCACCGCGCUCGUUGUGACUGGAAUUUGCCUGCUACAUGCGCUUGUCACGGUCGCUCUCUCCUUGGCAUUCGAGCUGCGUCAGCCAGAUGCUGUCCCGGCCUGGGCGAACUUCCUGGGUGUGCUGGCUGCUGUCUUGGCAUCUAUUCAGUACUUCCCACAGAUCUACACUACUUUCCGGCUGCGAUGCGUCGGGAGCUUGAGUAUCCCGAUGAUGUGCAUCCAGACACCGGGGAGUCUUGUCUGGGCUGCCAGUUUGGCUGUUCGCAAGGGUUGGAGUGGUUGGAGCAUUUGGGGCGUGCUGGUCGUUACAGCCUGCUUACAGGGUACCUUGUUGAUGAUGGCGAUCUACUUUGAGUACUUCGGGCCCAACAAGCGUGAGGCCGGGGAGCCUGCUGUUGCGAAUGGUGCGCCCAAUGGGUUGGCUGAUGCUGAAGACGCUCAGCAAGAGCCUGCACAUGAACGAUCUACAGAGGAGACGCCGCUGCUCCAGAGUCAGUGA